AUGGCCUGUCCCACAGGGAACCUAAUAGAGGGUAAAACCUCUGUGAAACUAGCCUGUGAUGCCAACGGCUUGGUGAGCAGAGAGUGGAUGAAAGAUGGAAAACCUGUUGCUCCUGGAGGCAGAUUCAGUUUUCACGAGGGCAACAGAGUGUUGUCCAUCAGCCCAGUGGACCGGCUGGAUACUGGAGGGUUUCUCUGUAACGUCAGCAAUGAUAUCAGUUUUGAAACAACCAAUUGCAGUCUCAAAGUCUUCUAUGGACCUGACAGACCGAUAAUCGAUCAGACGCCAAUCGGAGCAGAGCUGGAGGAUAGGGUCACUCUGAGGUGCUCUGCUGACUCGCUGCCAAAGGCGACUUACUACUGGAGAUUCAAACACAUGCUGAUAUCCGGGCCUGUGCACUUCAUCCACGAGAUGGAAGAGAGGCACCUGGGGAAGUACACCUGCACCGCCCAAAACUCUGUCACUGGUCUGGAGACCUCUGAGGUCCACAAACUGCAUGGUACUUAAGUUCUCUUUCUCUCUUUCGCAUG
Messenger RNA from Pleuronectes platessa (European plaice), 530 nucleotides. Its product is annotated as carcinoembryonic antigen-related cell adhesion molecule 2. Bases 1 to 507 code for a protein of 168 amino acids. Lineage: Eukaryota; Metazoa; Chordata; Actinopteri; Pleuronectiformes; Pleuronectidae. The transcript is spliced from 2 exons. The record is from RefSeq and is a predicted model, not a curated record.